This is a messenger RNA of Dermacentor albipictus, 1436 nucleotides long. The record is from RefSeq and is a predicted model, not a curated record. Lineage: Eukaryota; Metazoa; Arthropoda; Arachnida; Ixodida; Ixodidae.
UUUUCAGCAGCCCAACGCCAUCACACUGAGCUAUCCCAGCAGCUCCUCUGACUUUAGGUUGACGAAACGGCUUUUCGAAGGGAACUUCUUGCAAAGUUUAAGAGGAGCAGAUAACUUACGAGGAAACGACGGACGUGGCGGUUUGCGUAGACAACGUAUAUUUAGAUCAGCCCGUUGUUCAGGCAAUACUGCCUUCUUUGCACUCUUGCUGCAUCUGAAAAGAAGGUGAAGACGAUCUACGAGGAAGAAGAUAUACAGUGGCCGCGCGCGGUCCUGUUUUACUCUCGGAAUUCGCGGCCGAUAACCCAAAGUGCGUUCUGUGAGGACACAGAGAAACAACAAGCUCGGAAGUAUGACCCAGUGCUUGGACACUAGAGCAGGAACAAGUCUGUCACCACAGAGCCAACGACCUAUUGCCGAAAGACAGACGCCAACGAUGGAGCCGCUAUCCGAUGAAAGCGCCCAGAGCUACCUCCUGCACCUGGGAGUUUCCAAGCCCUCCGAGCCCACCUUGGACUUCCUCGAUCGACUGAUCAGGGCGCACCUAGAGCGCGCCACCUUCGAGAAUCUGGACGUGCUGCUGGAACGACGCAUCAGCCUCGACGCUGAGGCCGUACUCGGCAAGGUGACUGGACGCGGCCGCGGUGGCUACUGCUACGAGCUCAACUCUGUCUUCGCCCGCCUGCUGCUGGCGCUCGGCUACAGCGUGCGCCUGCGAGCGGCCCGCUUGCGUCUCUCGACUCCCGACGACUCGGACAAGCGCACGCGCCUCUCCCACAUGGUGCUGCUGGUCGAACUGACCGACGGCCGGCGCUACAUCGUGGACGUCGGCAUGGCGCAGUGCGGUCUGCAUCGGGCGCUGCCCCUGGAAGGCGACGCGACUCCGUUCCGCCUUCGCAGCUUGGACGCGACGGAGGCCGUCGAGGUCGCGGUGCCCACGAGCGACGGCGGCUGGAAGGCCUUCUACGUCGUCGAACCGUACGACCUCGACUGGCUCGACUUCGGCGUCUUCAACUGGUACUCGUCGACCCACCCGGACAGCGCGAUGCGGCGCCUCCUCUUGGUGGGACGCCGAUCGUCCCGGGACGACGGCUGUUGGCUGCGGCUCAUCAACGACCGGUUCGUGCGCUGGUCGGCGAUACAUGGCGUCGUCGAGAAACGCGUGAUGCGGGACGAGAACGACAUCCUCGAGAUUCUGCGAGAUGAGUUCGGGCUGAACCUGAACGCGGCGGACGACGUCGCGCCGCUGCGUGUUCGCUUGCGAAGCCUGCUGGAGAAUUUGAGGCUGGGCCAGAACCUCUUUCUGAAGAAACCGAUGUGGCCGGAGGGAUAACUGCAGCGUUGUCGUCGCGGUGACGAAAAUUAUUUUUGCUGUGUAAUAGAAAAAGAGAUAGCUGAAACAACAUCUUUUGUGCGAUAAAUAUGUAUACGUACCA